Molecule: messenger RNA, 1809 nt
Organism: Quercus lobata
Lineage: Eukaryota; Viridiplantae; Streptophyta; Magnoliopsida; Fagales; Fagaceae
Exons: 1
Coding region: 268-1809 (513 amino acids)
Source: RefSeq, a predicted model, not a curated record
GCUAUUGUUAAAAUUAUAAUUUUACAUAAUUAAAUUCAUUUAUUCAUUCUUUGUCUCUAGUUUUAGCAUUUAUUCAAAGCACAAUUUUUGCAAGCAAAAGAAAACUUCAAAAUUGGUUUUUCACAGAGAAAUUAAGCAAUAAAAAAAGGCUACUAGACACAAAAGCAAUUCUCACACCACUUUCUCUAUUUUGCUUUUUUCCUUUGUGAUGUUCUUUUCUUUUUCUAAAUAAAUUGGAUGUUAUAUUGUUUGUGCAUGUGAUAAAAGAUGGAGCUACUUCAACAUUUUUGCCAUCCAGAACAUCCCUUGGUCUUUGAUGAAGAUGAGAGACAACAACGAUACUGUUAUGGGUGUUGGGAACUAAUAUUUGGUCCUAGUUAUAGGUGUAUACAAUGUGAUAUAUUUACAUACCCUUAUCAUAAAUCCUGUGCCGAACUACCCCUUGGAUUGUACCACCCUUUGCAUCCAAUACAUCCUCUUAUUCUCUAUAAUGAAAGGACAUAUCACUAUGACGAAUAUGGCAAAUAUGAAGAAUAUGGCAAAUAUGAAGAAUAUAGCAAAUGUGAACUUUGUAAAGAAACUCAUGAUGAAUACACUUAUCGAUGUUACUAUUGCAACUUUAACCUUCACGUCAGAUGUGCUAUUUUACAACUUAAAGCUAAAUUCCAUGACCACCCAUUGACUCCCAUUGGCAAGUCAAUCAUGUUCACUUGUGACAUUUGUGGCAAAGAAGGAAAGGGCAUCCCUAAUCUGUGUGCUCCAUGCAGUCUUUGGAUUCAUAGAAGUUGUGCUUUUUACCCACAAAGAAUCAAAGUUAUACGUCACAGGCACCAGCUCCACCUCACCCAUUCUUCCCUUGAAUUCCAUCAAACUAAGUCUCGAUUUUGUCAACUUUGUGUUCAAAAAGUGGACACACGCUAUGGGCUUUAUUAUUGCUCCAAAUGCAAUUUUGUUGCCCAUCUUGAUUGUUCUUUGGACACGAGAAACCUAGAAUACAUAAAUUUUUUGGAACAUGAAGACGGAGAUGAAGAUUCAGAGCCCGAUGAAUCAGUUGACUUAACAACUUACAAAGUCAAAAAAUUCAUUGAAAGAGAGGAUGGAACUCAAAUAGCCAUAGAAAUUGCACACGUUAGUCAUGAUCAUGACUUAAAGUUUGUUAAUGAGGCUCAAAAUAACCAAAAAUGCAAUGGGUGUGCACGAGACAUUUGCCCUCCUUUUUAUAGUUGUGUAAAGUGUAAAUUCUUCCUUCAUGAAUCUUGUGCAAAAUUACCCAAAAAAAAAAGACACCCCCUUCAUCGACACCCACUCACCCUCCUCACAAAGUCACCUAGUAGGACUAAGACAUUUGCGUGUUAUUCAUGUGGUUGGCGUUGCAAUGGUUUCAUCUAUACUUGCGAGACAUGCAUAUUUGAACUUGAUGUUCAAUGUAGUUUGACACCAGACAUCCUUACCCAUGAAGGUCAUGAGCACCAACUUAUCCUCUCCAGCACAGCUAAUUUACAAACUUGCAUUGCUUGUGGUGGUAAAGGAAACCAUGUAUUCCGAUGUACCACUUGUGAAUUUGCAUUGGACUUUAAAUGCGCAACACUACCACUUUCUACAAUGUACAAAGAACAUGAGCAUCCAUUCACUCUCUGCUAUUCUGCUGAAGAUAACUCCAGUGAAUAUUAUUGUGAUAUAUGUGAAAAUGAACGAGACCAAAAGCAUUGGUUCUAUUACUGUGAAGAAUGUAGCUAUCCUGCUCAUCCCGAAUGUAGCUAUCCUGCUCAUCCCGAAUGUAUUUUUAGAAGAUCCCCAAAUUUCAAGUAA